CACCGCCGUCGUCGGUGUGUCGCUAGAAACGCAAGUGCGAACGAACGCUGCGCGCCGCGUUCCACGAGCACGUUUGAGGGUUUAAACCGCACGGUCGUGCGAGCCACACCGGUCGAACCUCCGAUCUCCUUCCGCUUGGAUACGUGACCGUAGGAAAAAAUGCCUUACGAGUCCUUCCCUCCCUUCGCCAUCAUCGUCGGCGCCAUCACGGCGAUGGGUGGCGUGCAGUACCUCGUUCACCACGUUUACGAGGGUAAGCCCAAGGCGGCGGGCCAGGAUAACUUCGACAGGCUGCUCAAGUACCGCGACGAGCGCCUGAAGCAGGAGGCCAAGACGGGACAACCAACGCUUUGAGUCGAAUCCAGCAUCGUUUUGGGAGAUUUUUUGUACCUGUAGCCUGUUGCCUGCGGAACGUGCGGGGCGGCGUGGGGGCCAAGCCGGGGCCGCGCGCGCGUCGCCCAAUUGUUUUCGCUUAGAAUUGUAAUACACGUCCCAUCAUUAGCC
This is a messenger RNA of Micromonas commoda, 504 nucleotides long. RefSeq lists its product with no specific name. Bases 160 to 354 code for a protein of 64 amino acids. The transcript is spliced from 2 exons. The record is from RefSeq and is a predicted model, not a curated record. Lineage: Eukaryota; Viridiplantae; Chlorophyta; Mamiellophyceae; Mamiellales; Mamiellaceae.